Messenger RNA from Monosiga brevicollis MX1, 654 nucleotides. RefSeq lists its product as uncharacterized. Gene Ontology annotation, cellular component: WASH complex. Lineage: Eukaryota; Choanoflagellata; Craspedida; Salpingoecidae. The transcript has 3 exons. The coding region runs from base 1 to 654 and encodes 217 amino acids. The record is from RefSeq and is a predicted model, not a curated record. Gene Ontology annotation, biological process: actin filament polymerization; exocytosis; proteolysis. Gene Ontology annotation, molecular function: aspartic-type endopeptidase activity.
AUGGAUCGUGACGGUCUGGUCGUGCUGGGCGAUGUGGCCAACCACUAUGAGGUGGAUGCCAUGCCGCACAAGCGCAUGCUGGCGUUUGUCAAUCACUUUGUUACCUCGACCGCCAGCUUUUUGAAUCAUUUCUCAGUUGCAUGUGAGAAGAAACUUCACACUGUCUCAGACCGACUUGCCAAGCUGGAGGUGACCGUGGCACUGCUGGAGAACAAGUUACAGUCUAUCGAAGGCCUGGAUGGCGUCACAGGUGAACAAUAUGUCUCCACCACACAGACGCCUGCUGCGCCGGCUGCAUCUGCACCAAGUGCCUCGGCUGCUCCGGCACCAACAGAAAGCAACAACGCCCCGGUUGCCCCGGCACCAGACGCUGCACCAAACGCUGCCCCGGCCGCACCCGAAGCUGAACCCGAGACCCCGCGCAUGACUAACCGAGAUGAUCCACGGUACAAAAAGUACUUCAAGAUGAUGGACAUGGGCGUGCCACUACCUGCAGUGCAGACCAAGUUUGCCCUGGAGACUGGGGCUGAUCCCUCAAUCCUGGAAAACCCAGACGCUCCCGUGGGAAACGCGGGUGGUGCCGACGACGACUCGGCCAGCGAAGCAUCCGACUUUUCGGACAACGAGGAUGAGGCAGAUGACUUUUCUGAUUAG